Molecule: messenger RNA, 3336 nt
Organism: Pogonomyrmex barbatus (red harvester ant)
Lineage: Eukaryota; Metazoa; Arthropoda; Insecta; Hymenoptera; Formicidae
Biological process (GO): regulation of transcription by RNA polymerase II
Molecular function (GO): DNA-binding transcription factor activity, RNA polymerase II-specific; RNA polymerase II cis-regulatory region sequence-specific DNA binding
Source: RefSeq, a predicted model, not a curated record
UCGGUACCACCACCAUCAUCCCCACCAGCACAACCUCCACCAUCACCACCCUCCCUUCUCGCAAGUUCCCUCUGUUCUCUCUCUAUCUCUCUCUCUCUCUCUCUCCGCCCUCGUCCUCGUGGUUCUCCACAGCAACACGCGCGCGCAUCAACGCAUUAACGGGAGUGCGCGCUGUCACCGUCGAGAAACGUCAUUUCGCGGAUCUCGUAGUGGUCGACUACGAUCGGCGCGCUCGAUCGUUUGCGAGCGCACGCUUUACCCUUUCCGCGCAAACCUUUCCCUGCUGGAGCGCUUUCUUUCGCAUCAUUUCUCGCACCGCGCGAAAAUUACGCUGGAAAGGGUCGUAAGUUCGAAUUGACGCGAGUGCUGACGAGGCUGAGGAAAGUGUUUGUUGAAAAGUGGCCGUACGUAGAAAGAAAAAUAUAAUCAUCGAGCAAAGGAAUAUUCCAACGAGCAGUCGAACGAUGUCGAUUUGAUGGAAAAUGUUUUCCUGACAGAAGAAUUUAAUUAUCGAUCUCUCGUGUAAGGGCGCAGUGAACAGAGUGAGUUAUCGAACGGAUCGAAUUAAUUUCGAACUUAUUCGAUGUAUUGGUUUGAGAAAAUCGUGUUAUCGUGAGAAUUCGAAGAAUAUCAUCGGUAUUUACAUCGAUAUUUUAAUUUUGAAAUUGGAAUCGGAUGCUUUCCCCCGUUUGCAUCAGCGCUCUCCGAUAGCGGCGCAUUGGCGGCGUCGCCGAUCGGAUUAAUAUUCUUUCCACCAACGAAUAACAGCUUGGACAUUAGUCAAUUAAUAGCAGCGUUUAUCUCCCGCAAGACGCGAUGCUCGCAACAACAUUCGACGAGCACUCGGCAGCCUGGUGCGGGAUAGUGUUUCGCGCUCGGAAUUCGUUGGAUUCGACGCGCGGGACGUCAACGCGAUUCCGAUGUACGUGAUUGUCGCAAAUGCUACAUAUUGCCGGAUAUCACGACUCGAAGUGACAUUGCGUGAAAUCCAGUCGCGCGUCAGAGAUAGUGAUGCUCCGGUGAUCUUCUAUCGCGAUCUACUGAAAGAAAAGACAGACUCAGAAUCUGAAAGGAACAGUCUAAUCGAAAGAGAAACCCAACAUCGCGCUCUAAAAACUAGAGAGAAUCAUCGUGGUUUAUCACGGAACGAACGCACGGCGACCGCGCGGAUUGGAUGGUGCUGCGAAAAUCAACCCUCGGCAGGACGACUCGGGACCGAUCCACGUUCGGAUCGAUUCUUCGCCGCGCCUCCGUGAAAGAUGAUAGCAUCGCGUCGUCGUCGUCUUCUACUUCGACCUACCUGAGGAGACGCGAGAUCUAAAUUGUGUGUCGAAGGGGAAGGAUCCGAGGAUCCGCGCGAAUCGAUCCUCUCAGUCGUCGGCCGGUGGAAAUCACGGCGCGAGCGGCGACGGUCGUGGAUUGGAUGGUGCCGCGAGGAUUAACCCUCGGCAGGACGACGACACGGGAGCCGGAGCCGGAGCAGCUACGUUUUUACGACUCUCCGCCGCCACGGAUGGACGCGAGCGUGUGCUGUCUGCCCGCCGGUGCCGCGGCCACCACGGGGGUUACGCAGCACCCUCAUCCGGCGUCUCUGCCCGGUUUGCCGUCCGCCGUCGGCGUCCAACCGCCGACGAUCCAGCCGUCCUACGCCGCUCAGUACGCCGCCGAUCAGAUAGUGCCCGAUCGGGCCCAACCCGACGGACCCCUCGCGACUGUCCUCGGAUGCAACGCACAGGACGGUUGGCAGCAGAUCUCGUCGACGACGUCCACCGGGAUCGCCGGAGCCGUCACCGCCACCACCACCGCGUACAUCGACUACUCGUGGCUGCAGAUGCAGACGUCGGACCUGGACACUUUGCUGUGCAGACAGGAUCUCGAUCGUCUACAAAGGCUGGACGAAGAUGAAUCGGAUGCGAGGGAUGCGCGGGAGUCAUCCGUGCACAUGGAGGACUUUUUCGAGGUCAGUGGACCUACGGCAGUGUGCCGACCACCACAGGCUAGUUUUGUUUCCGCCAGAAAUCAGUCCGCUACCGCCGGCCAGGAUGACGACGUCUUUCUUAGGCCGCCGCUUUGGGAGGAUAUCACGUCGAGUAUCCAAAAGCUGGAUCCGGAAAACGCGGACAUGUUGGGCUCGCAGUCCCACGUAAAGAUGGAGACUGACGAUGUGACAUCGCCGCCGGUUCUUUCCCCGGUGGAGAUCAAGACGGAACCGUUACCACCACAACCGACCUUGCAUCUUCUCGAGGGGCCAACCACGAAUCCUUCACAGAAUCCCUUUUCGAACUCCUCUAGUGUUCAACAUGUCGUCCACCAUCGGACGACGACGACGACGACGACGACGGCAACGACGGCGGCUCUCUUCAAGAGUUUUCCCAACAACAAUAACAACAACAACAGCGGGACUGUUAAUAGUAAUAGCGCAAGUGGGAAUAACACUGGUAGCAAUAACGGUAACGGCAACGGCGCCAACGGCAACAACAACAGCAACAACGGCGGUGGUAGCAAUAAUGAUUCGUCGACAACCAGUCAUCAUCAGCCGAGUGGCAACGCGACAUCGCCGCUCUAUGGUUCGAUGACGAGGCUGAUGUAUAUUUCGCCGCUGACGCCACCGAUCUCCGAUCCCGGUUCGCCCAUCGGUGCCGGUCCACCCAGGCGAACACCGCCACCCCCGUAUCCCCAACCGGGCCCGAUUCUGAAUCCAGCCCACAGGAUUCAGCCGCCAUCGAUGACGACCAAGUUCAAUAGGCGGAAUAAUCCAGAGUUGGAGAAGCGUCGGGUGCACCAUUGCGAUUUCAUAGGUUGUACGAAAGUCUACACGAAGAGCUCGCAUCUGAAGGCUCAUCAGCGGAUACACACGGGCGAGAAACCGUAUCAGUGUCAAUGGCCGGAAUGCGAGUGGCGAUUCGCCAGGAGUGACGAAUUGACGCGGCAUUACCGCAAGCACACCGGAGCUAAGCCCUUUAAAUGCGCGGUCUGCGAGCGCUCCUUCGCCAGGAGCGAUCAUCUCGCGCUGCACAUGAAGCGGCACCUCCCGAAGCAGCACACCAAGUGAAGAGAGCGGGAGACCAGAGGCAAAGAAAUAGAGAAAGAGAGAUUUUCUCUUUGCUCUUCCCGUUCGUUCUCGACACUACCUGUGUUGGACGCGCGCUACGUGGAUUUCGCCAUUCAGGCUUCGAGGCGCGGAGCUUUUCAAGGGACUGUCAAGUGCGGAGAACAUCGAGAGUUUAGAAACGUGUAGAAAUUAUCGGGAAAAAGGAAGAAAAAAAAAAAAGUCGCGAAAGCUAUUUCUCAGAUAUUAUUGUAAUUUCUAAACGGAUCUAUGACAUUCGCACUAUA